AUGGAUGCUCCCAAAGAAGUUCAGAUACCAGGAGAGUUCAGAUGUGAGCUGUGUGAGUUAUCAGCCCCAUACACAUAUUAUGGGUGGAUGUCACCAAACUCACACUUGAUCUCUGUUUUGGAAGAAGCCUGUGUCAUGAAGGAUCCUUUCACCCCUGACAAGGACAAGUUCCUCAUCAUUAGGUCUCAUUGCAGUUUGUGUAGCAGAGCAGUGUGUGUUGGUACAGACUGUUGUCUGUUCUAUUCCAAAAGUUUCUGCCUUCCCUCCAUGAAGGAAAACCUACAGGCCUUUCCUUUUGAAAUACAAGACAUGGAUAGAAGGAAGCCCCAGCAGAAAUCCUGCAAAAAAAUGGAUACAAAGCAUAAAUCUUGAAGGUUCAAGAGUGACAGUUCUUUGGCUGGGGUUU
Lonchura striata (white-rumped munia) is the source of this 406-nucleotide messenger RNA. Lineage: Eukaryota; Metazoa; Chordata; Aves; Passeriformes; Estrildidae. The record is from RefSeq and is a predicted model, not a curated record.